Molecule: messenger RNA, 989 nt
Organism: Aspergillus alliaceus
Lineage: Eukaryota; Fungi; Ascomycota; Eurotiomycetes; Eurotiales; Aspergillaceae
Exons: 5
Coding region: 288-818 (176 amino acids)
Source: RefSeq, a predicted model, not a curated record
UCGAUGAACCUUUUUGGACCCCAAUCUUCGGUGCAGAUCGGCCAAGGUUUAACCGAGAAGGGUCGGAUCAUCGUAUCAGAUUCAAUCUCUCAACUGCUUACAUGGCUCAUACACAACAGGACAUGUCACAAUCUGCUUCCAGGAACUAAGCGUUGGUUCGUUAGCACUUGCUACCUAAGGUAUAUUGGGCCUGGAGAUUCUAGAGAUAUAGGCCACUUUGAUAUUGAUACUCUGUGUCUUUGCCGUAUAUUCCUAAUUGCACAAGACGUGCAAAGUGGAAUCACACUAUGUCGCUCACAUAUCGAGAAGCAUGGAAUCUCUUCCAAUACGAGCACUCAUCACCAUCAUCAUUUAAUGAGAACCCCCAAGUGCAGGAUUCCGUUCACUCCGACAACCGUUUCCAUUCUCCAGCCAAUGCUACCGAUACUUCAAACCAGGAACCAAGAAGUCCCAGCAGCGAUUUAGUCGCAGAGCUCCGUCGCCUGCGAGAAGACUUGCAGCGUCUUCAAUUCGCAGGAGUCCAAGACCAAUCUAUAGAUGUCGCCUUCUCAACAAGCGAUCCACCCGAUCUCAGCUCACCAGCCUCACAGACUGACACCGCCACUCGCGCAAACCAGGCGCCCCCAAGAUCGGAUUCUCUUUGUUGUUGGGAACCAUGUUGUAAUGGCCGCGCAUUUUCCAAUCGUAGUAAUCUGGUCCGUCACCAGCGAGAGAGACGCGGUGAAUCGGCGAAGCUUCGAUGCUCCUUUUGCGAUGCGGUCUUUUCGCGUCGAGCUGCGCGAGAUACGCACGAGGCGGCGAGGAGAUGUCGCCGGUAGUGAUUUGAGAUAUGAGAAGGUUAAAACAUUAAUUUAACGAGUAAAGACGGUCUUGAUGCCAAAGAAAUCCAUUCAAAACAAAACCUUGCAAAAAGAAUAGAAUAUGUGUGACUCAUUUGGGCGUUGCAAGUUAUAGGAUUUUACUCAUUGACGUGGUGACGGAUUCCGUUG